AGCGGUAACCACGUAGUUGUAUGACAUUUUUACCACAGUACAAGAUAAACACCAGAAUAGUGUUAUAUCUCUCACACAAGUGACAAAAUCAUUGAAACUACAACUCCCGGAAGUAGUUAGUUAGCACAGCCACGGUAUCCGUCCAUGAAGCAUGGCAAGCUAGCAGCGACGAAAAGCUUAAGCGCCCUCUAUUGACACGGAGGCUCCACUUAGCGUACAGUAGACAGCUUUAAAACGUUUUUAGAAAGAGUAAAUUACAUAAUAAAUAAUAAUGCCAUUAUUGUUGUUGUUGUUAUUAUACAAAAAUAAUAUGAGAAUGACUGUGUGCGGUUAUCAGCGUCUUUAUGACGUCAGAGCGUCGAGUGCUCAAGUGGAAGGAAACCAGGUUCCAACCGAAAGGUGCACCUUCAGGACUACCCUGAGCACAGCUCAAGAAGAGGAAACGAGGCAAAGCGUUUCCAAUAGGCGCACAGUGGAUGAUCUGCAAGCAUUUGACAGCAAUCUAUCUGUACAAGGAUUAGAGGUUAGCCUUUAAUAAUGGAGUCUGCUGUAGACAAAGUAGAGACUACUUUCUGCAUCAAAGUAACUAUCAUUCGGGCAACUAACAUGCAUGGCAAAAAAGCAGGAAACCUCCAAAGUCUUGUUCGGGUGGAGAUGAAUGGUGCAGUUGUGGGAGAAUCUGAAAAGAAGCCAGUGGAUCCCACGGCCCUGUUCAUCCAGUAUGACUACACCUGUAGCUUUGUCUGCUGCAAUGAUGCCCUGCCUCUCAAUGACAUCGCCCACAAACCAGUCAUAGUGACUUUGAUUGAGCUUGUUCCUGAGAAGAAAAAAGCGGAGCCAAAAGCAGUCGUCCUUGGCCAGGCAGUAAUUGACCUGCUGCCAUUGUUGCAAGGCGAGUGUAGCUUCUCAUCCACGGUUGUGCUUCAUGCAAUUAAUGCCCCCCCAGAAAAGGGUUCAAUCCCGGGACUCAACUCCAAGUACCCCAUUCUGGACGUGUGUGUCAACGUGCCAGCUCCAUUACUCACAGAAGAAGACCUUUCAACUUCCAACCUGGUGAAGGUAGUUCUGGAGACUGCCUACUCGCUCCCUGAUACGUUCAAUCAGAGUGGUGGACCUGCAGCCCCCCCAUACAUAUGCACUGCUGCAAUGGAGUUCCCAUGUGCAGCAGAGAGAGAUCAGCUCUUGCUGUUCGCUGAAGGCCAAAUGAAGCCAGGUGGGCACAGGGAAGAAAAUGGCCGACAGAGAAAGAGGCCCCAUCACGCCCUCCUGGCUCCUGGGAACCAUUUCCUGCCAGGAGCUGUUUUCGAGAGCCAACCUAUUGAUCUUGAAGAUGGCGAGCUUUCUGGAUUAGAGGAUCGUGACUUUCGUAAUGAAGCAGAGACGUUGCUGAACCGAGUGAGCUGGGAUACAGAAAUGUCCUGUUUUCUGGAUGCAGGUGGAACUACCAGGCUGCGUCAGAAGAUCACUGAGAGCAGAUUGUGGCCACUUGAGAUCAUGAAGUCAUUGGUUCCCAACGAAAAGGCAGGCAUGACUUCCAAGAUGGGAACAGAGGAGGAACCGCAUAUACCCUCCCAUGGUGUAGCCUUUAUUGACAUGGGCCGUUUGCUGUAUCCAGGAAUUACCCAUAUCCGAGGAGCAUACCUUAUUCAUCCUUACUCAAGCACUUUACUACUUAACAAGGCCAAGCGCACCUUCAGUGUUUUAAAAGAGCUUUCCAAGCCUGGAAGCAACAAAGAACGUUGCGGCACAGCUUUAGGCUUUUCCAAGACAAAUACGGGAAAGCCCAAGGAUGCAAAAGGAAAUGGUAUUAAGGCGCCUGGCAGUGCCGGUUUGACAGAUUCGGACGUAAUUGAUCACAUCCCUUCAGACAGAAAAGCUUAUACGGAGUCCAGAUCAUACAUUUUAAUCGAAAUUUCCUUGACGAAACCACUGGUGUCCAUAACAUCAUCGGAGGAGCUGGCUAGAAGGGUGAAAGCACUGAUCCCCCCAAGGCCCAUACCUUCAACGGGACCCAACAGAGCUGAAAGAGCGGUGUUGAACUUCCACAAGCAGGUGGGCAAAGUGGUGAAGCAUAUUUCGGAGCAGUACGAGGAAUUGUUUGGAACAGGAUUCCAACCGCUCACUAACUGCAAUCAGGAUCAAAUGAUGGCUCAGCUGAUGGGAGCUCUCAACGUCUCUGGGAGAUAUUUUGCCUUUAAAGAAAAAAUGAAGCCCGCAGUGGUGAAGUUCGUGCGUGACAAGAUGCAGCAGACAGACUCGUUUACAGUGGACCAGGAUCUGCAUGAAUUUGUCAGCAAGUUGUAUGUGGACCUGGUGGAUGAGAUGCACGUUGCUCUCAACAAAAUUUAUUCGCAUGGUAUUGAGGAAGACCCCAUUAAUGAGAUCCAUUUGAGCAUUUCUCAUCUUAGACAUUUUGCUCGAGAGGCUCAGCUCAUGGGGGAUUAUCGUCUGGCCGUUCGCUACUACCAAGAGUUGGUUGUGAGGGAGCCCCGUGAGCCCUCCCACAAGUUUGAGUGGGGGGGGUUCUACAUGCAAAAUGGAGAAUACAUGAUGGCCAAAAUGUGUUUCCAUGAUGCCGUCGCUGUUCAGCAAGCACACCAGCCCAGUCUGAUGAUGUGCGGCGUCCUGGCAGCCAUGUUUAAUGAUUUUGAGCAAGCUGAAAUUUUCCUGGAGCGAGCCACCAGCAUAGAACCUCCCAGUUUGGUGGCCUGGACCUUGCUUGGUCUGGUCCAAGAGAGCCAGGACAAACACAUCCUGGCUGAAAGAGCUUUCCUGGAGGCUACAAGCUAUCUGAACGCAAAGGAAGCAAACCAUCUGACUGCAAAGGAAGAAAAUAAUGAAACUCACGAGGCAGAAAAUGCCGGUGUGGAUAUGUAUGUGGGUGUGGAUGUGGAUGAGGAAAGCGAAAAUCCAGUGGUCCAGGAAGAGAAAAAUCACAUUAUACCUCCAGACACGGAGACUGAUAACCAGGACACAGCAGAGCACACAGAGGCGGAAGAAAACAAUGUCCUGUCCAAAUCUAUUUACACUGAGACCCUUGAGUUUCUGCUGCACAACUAUGCCCUGCAGAUGGCAGAGCAUGCUCUUUCCAAGGAGCUGACUUCAGAGGGCGAUCACCGUUUUUAUUUGGCUCGUGUGGAGCUGCUCAGAGCUGACUACUCCAAAGCUGCUAUCACCAUCAGUGAGGCCCUGCUUGACGGAGAACCGUCUGCAGAUAUGUGGGCGCUAAAUGGCCACUGUCACUACCUGUGUGAGUCGUUCGCUGAGGCUCAGGGGAGUUAUGAACGCAGCCUGGACUUCCCACAGCAGCCGUCAGACACUCACCUCGUGCUUCUCCGCCUGGGAGGCGUUUAUCUCCAGAAGAAGAAGUUUGAGCAAGCUAAAAUGGCCUACCUGCAAGCUUGUGAAAAAUCUCCUUCCUGCCUUACCUGGUUGGGCCUUGGUAUCGCCUGUUACCAGCUGGGCGAGCUUUGUGUUGCUGAAGAAGCUUUGACGGAGGCCAACCAUUUGAACAAUCACAACGCGGAGGUGUGGGCCUAUUUGACUCUCAUCUGCCUCAAGUGUGACAGACAUGGGGAAGCAGAACUGUUCUACAAAUAUGCUAACAGGUACAACUUGGAGAACGCAGCGCUUCACAGGGAGGUAAAAGAGCUGCAGAAUCAGGCCCAGAUCCGUCCUCUGACGUCAUGCUUUCAACCAAAUUGAUGAUAAUAGAUUGUCCUUGAACCUAAGUAAAACUAAAAUCAUGCUGUUUGGUAACAGCAAAAAGGACACGUACCAGCAAAUACAAAUAGAUGAUUGAAAGGGUGAAGGUAAAUACAUUUCUGGGGAUCAAAAUAGAUGAAAAUAUGAGCUGGAAACCUCAUAUUACAAAUAUACAACAUAAGGUGGCCAGAAAUAUUUCAAUAUUGAACAAAGCAAAAUUUGUUCUCAAUCAGAAAUCACUCCACACUCUUUAUUGCUCUCUGGUUCUACCAUAUCUUACUUAUUGUGUGGAAAUAUGGGCUAAUAACCAUAAAAGCAAUCUUCACUCGCUAAAUGUACUGCAAAAAAGGCCAGUAAGGAUAAUUCAUAAUGCCGCCUACAGAGAACAUACUAACUCCUUAUUUCUAAAAUCACAAAUACUUCAACUUGCUGAUAUAGUUCAUCUUCAAACAGCUAAAAUAAUGCAUAAGGCUAAAAAUAAGCAAUUAGCUAAAAAUGUCAUCCAAUACUUCUCUACAAGAGAGGAGAAAUAUGAUCUCAGGGAAGAAGUACAUUUGAAACACUUGCUAGGACUACGUUAAAAAGCCUUCUUUUUAGCCUUCUUGUAAUUUGUUUAAAGUGUGAUUCAAAUGUUCUGCUACUAUUAAAGACUAGCCUGGUAUCUUGAUUGACAUAUUCAGUUCAUUUGGAGCUAGUAAUAUAUACAGUACACACACACAUAUAUAUAUAUACACACUGUGAUUGGCUGGCGACUAGUCCAGGGUGUACCCCACCAGGGUGUACCCCACCUCUCGCCUGAAGACAGCUGGGAUAGGCUCCAGCACCCCUGCAACCCUCGUGAGGAAAUGAAUGAAUGUAUAUAUAUUUAUAUAUAUAUAUGUGUGUGUGUGUGUGUGUGUGUAAUUCCUGUUGUUUCUCUGUCUUAAUUAAAUACAGUAAAAUUAUUCACAUAUUUCAGACAUAGUUGCGGGUGGUGAUUAAUCAUAAUUAAUUGUAAAAUGGAUUAAUCUGAUUAAAUGUUUUAAUCAUUUGACAGCCCUAGUUUUGUCUUAUAACAAGCUGUAUUAAACCACGAAACAGUGAUUUAUUUUUGUAUUUUUUUAAACGCCAUAGAGUGAACCACAAUGUACAAAGGGACGAGAGAUGUGUGAUGCUAUGGUUUUGUAGGUUAAAAUAAAGCUAUGUAAUUUGGAAAAAAAAAUCAGAAAUCUACUGAAAUCAAAUGCGGUUCAAUUAUUCCUAUGUGUGUUGAAACUCAAUAUAUUGUGGAAUGGUAAAAUGUGGCCCAUUUAGUCGAAUGUGCAUGUAGAUAUUCAAUAACCCACCAUGAUAGCAACUGUUUAAUAGAACAUUGCAGAGACACAGCAACAGUAGUAGUCUGAAAUGUAUUUAAAAAAAACAACAGAAAAACAUGCAGUGGGAAUUCAAAAAUAAAAAAAAGUCAUGUAGUGCCUGGAAAACACAUUCAAACUUCGCUUUAAGAAAUACAUAUUUUGGCACAUUUUACACAAGCAAAUGUAUCCAGUGUGAUCCUGUUACAUCCUAUAUACAACAUAUUGAUUGUUAACAAUGUAUGUACUCUAUUAUGAUUCCUGGGAAGACCGUAUCCACGUCUACCAGUUACUACAUCUACGUACUACACUCAACAAAAAACAUAAAUGCAACACUUGUUGCACAAAUGUACACACAAGUUACAUCGUUAUUCAUGUCCUGAAAACCAGUGCCAUGGCCACCAUUUGGCUCAAACACGUACACGCCGAUCCACAGCACGCUUAGUGUCUGUGCGUGGGGGCCAUGUGUGUGUUUCUUGCAAUUUUCCCAAUUUUUGCACGUAGUCAGCACAGGAGCAUGUACGUCGGACUGUAACUGCACAUUUUGGAGCCUUUUAUUGCGGCCAAUGUAAAGACAAUGCGGGACAGUUUGUGAACAAUAUUUGAAAGAGAUGGGCCUUACAUCUUUAAGCUCAGUUCAUGAAAAAUGGGAGCAAAAACAAAAGCUUUGUGUUUUUUUAUUUCAUUUUUUGUAUAUUUUUUAGAUUUGUUGGGUGUACAUGCUCUGUACCCUUAAAAGGGAUAAAUGACCCAAACCAGACCUCAUAAUGAAUCCACUUUAUUUGCCACGUUCCCAAUGUCAUGUUUGCUGUGGCAUCACUGGUCUGUUGAGAAAUGUUCAGGGUUUACUGUCUGACCCGUUCAAAGAUAUCUCGCAGCCACGGUGAAUCCUCAUAGAGGCGAGGGUCACCCAAAUACUCUGAGGUCCUCUUGUAGAGGUAGUAGUACAACACAGAAGCUGUUAACACACACACACACACAUGAAUGGACACAUAAAAAUACAGAACAAAGUUCUUUAAAUAGCUGAGGACUUGUUAGUGGUUUUAAGCAUCAAAUAUCACAGACGGUUGAAAAACAAUAAAGCAUAACAUGAAAUAAUGCGGGCUGAACGGUGGGUGAGUGGUUAGCGCACAACCCACAGAGCGAGGACACCUGAGUUCGAUUCGACCCCAUCAUCUCUGUGUGGAGUUUGCAUGUUCUCCCCGUGCAUGCGUGGGUUUUCUCCAGGUUUGGCCACUCCAAAUUGUCCAUAGGUAUGAAUGUGAGUGUGAAUGGUUGUUUGUCUAUAUGUGCCCUGGGAUUGGCUGGCCACCAGUCCAGGGUGUACCCCGCCUCUUGCCCCAAGACAGCUGGGAUAGGCUCCAGCACCCCCCGUGACCCUCGUGAGGAUAAGCAGUAGAAAAUGAAUGAAUAAAUGAAAAUGAAAUUGCAAAAUUCUUUUCAACUCAAAUUUCUCAAAUAUUUUGUAUUUAAAGGGGACCUAUUGUGCUCAUUUCUUGACCCUACACACAAUAACCCACACAGAAACCUUUGCACAAUCUGCACCUAUUCUAGCGGUAAUUCCUUUCAUUUGUGCUUCCUGACAAAAGUUCUGUGUUAAUUCAUUCUACCCACCCCCCUCAUCCAGGCUUGGUCACACCCCAAAGUGCUUCCUAAUUAUGAACCAUAUAAGGAAGUCCACCCCUCUGUGACAUCACAAAGGGGCAGUUUAACCACGCCUUUUGAAGCCGAGCAUUAUGUGCCAUCCCAAACUUCUCUAAGGGUUCACUUCCAAAUGCGCAAACCUCAUUAUCUGAAACUUUGGAAUCGUUUAACACGAAACCACAACAUUUUAACUACAUUUAUAGGUCAGAAAAGUGGAAACAGUAUAAUAGGUGUCACAAUCUACAUCUUUGUCUGUGUGACAGUUUUGUGUCUUGUCUGCCUUAGUUCCUGCUUUCAUGCUCUUAUUUUGUAUUAUUUCCUAUGUUGGUCUGCCCUGUGUUCAGUCACUUUUACUUUCUCUUCUACGCGCACCUGUUUGUAAUUUGUUGAUUGUAAUUAGUUCAGCCGGUGCGUCUUCCUUUUGUCGGGUCAUUGUCAUUUUUGAGUUGGUGAUGCGAGUGCGGUGUUCUGCUGCAUAGCAUCCAAUAAAUAUAUUUUUACCCGCAACUGGGUCGUCAUCUCUGCAUCCUGGGGUCGAACCGUAAAGCCCGCAAGCUGCAACGUGACAAUAGGUCCCCUUUAAAGGAAGUCAUUUGCAGCACAACCUGGGCCGCAGCGAUGAGUUGCUGUCCGCUCUGUGGUGCACUCUUUUCCAACAGAUAUCUGCAACUGUGUGUCGGAUGGAUGGCACAUUGUGUCCCCCCGGUCGAUGUCCUUCCCAUCCCACUCAAUCUCUGAGAGGUCAAAGGGAAAUUAAGUAUUUGAACACUUCCUGUUCAAAAAUGUCACUUCCUGUUUUCAGAGAAGGACACUCAUGGCAAGAUCUCUGAUUUUGCUACCGGAGUUUUGAACUUUUUGGGGAAAAUUCCUGACCAUCACUUGUUACAACUCUAGAAAAUAGUGUCGACAUCUCCGCCUUAAUGUGGACAAGCGAGGGGACUCUACUCACCAUAACAAACCAACAGUAAGGAGACGACACAACUGUUAUGACCACAAGGCUAGCUAGGAAGCGAGCCCGAGUUGUAUAAUAUCUUGGAAUGUUCUUGAAGAGACAACUACUGGUUAGAGACAACACUCGCUGUAAAAGACAGUUGUUAAACCAAGCUAAGGGGCUAAUCGACAGACGGUGUCGACAUAAGGACAUUAGACAUUAGCAAUCGCAACAAUUCAAAGGUCAAAAGAGAAAGAAAGAGGAUCUCCUCAGGAAUCUACUAGCAGGUUUUCUAGCUCUUUCAGCUGGAAUUGAAGCACUCCAGAUAUGGUUCUACAUAGCGGUGAAAGACGGUGCGUGUCUUAUAACAGCCCCGCCAUCAGGCAAUUUCAACGCCAGCUGGUGCAGAUGCAAAUGGCAGCAAAUAAGCAACAAGACACCCUGGAACAGAUACUAAUGAAACUACCGAGAUGACAUGGGACAGAGGCUGGAUCCUAUGGGACAGAGGCUGGACCCUAUGGGACAGAGGCUGGACCCUAUGGGACAGAGGCUGGACCCUAUGGGACAGAGGCUGGAUCCUAUGGGACAGAGGCUGGAUCCUAUGUGACAGAGGCUGGACCCUAUGGGACAGAGGCUGGAUCCUAUGGGACAGAGGCUGGACCCUAUGGGACAGAGGCUGGACCCUAUGGGACAGAGGCUGGAUCCUAUGGGACAGAGGCUGGAUCCUAUGGAACAGAGGCUGGAUCCUAUGGAACAGAGGCUGGAUCCUAUGGAACAGAGGCUGGACCCUAUGGGACAGAGGCUGGAUCCUAUGGGACAGAGGAUGGAUCCUAUGGGACAGAGGAUGGAUCCUAUGGGACAGAGGCUGGA
Messenger RNA from Doryrhamphus excisus (bluestripe pipefish), 8481 nucleotides. RefSeq names its product cilia- and flagella-associated protein 70. Gene Ontology annotation, biological process: cilium assembly; cilium movement. NCBI's taxonomy places the organism in Eukaryota, Metazoa, Chordata, Actinopteri, Syngnathiformes, Syngnathidae. The record is from RefSeq and is a predicted model, not a curated record. Gene Ontology annotation, molecular function: protein binding. Gene Ontology annotation, cellular component: extracellular exosome; motile cilium.